ACAAUUGAAACAACAUAUUCUCUGUAUUUUCACUUUCUAGCAAGUUUCUAGCAAUGGCAAGAACAAAGCAAACAGCGAGAAAAUCCACCGGAGGAAAGGCACCAAGGAAGCAAUUGGCCACCAAAGCUGCAAGGAAAUCAGCACCGGCUACCGGAGGAGUGAAGAAGCCUCACCGUUUCCGUCCAGGAACAGUGGCUCUUCGUGAGAUCCGUAAGUACCAGAAGAGCACAGAGCUUUUGAUCCGAAAGCUACCUUUUCAAAGACUGGUUAGAGAGAUUGCACAGGAUUUCAAGACGGAUUUGAGAUUCCAGAGCAGUGCUGUAGCUGCACUUCAGGAGGCGGCUGAGGCGUAUUUGGUGGGUCUCUUUGAGGAUACUAAUUUGUGUGCAAUUCAUGCUAAAAGAGUCACGAUUAUGCCUAAGGAUAUGCAAUUGGCUAGGCGUAUUAGGGGUGAAAGGGCUUAAAAUGUACUACUUAAUUCUGUUUUCUGUAGCUAGUUGGUUUAGUGUGUUUUUGCUUGAAAUGAAAAUGAAAAGUUUAUCUUAACUCUGAAAUUUGAUGCUGUUAAUGUG
Molecule: messenger RNA, 572 nt
Organism: Solanum stenotomum
Lineage: Eukaryota; Viridiplantae; Streptophyta; Magnoliopsida; Solanales; Solanaceae
Product: histone H3.2-like
Exons: 1
Coding region: 54-464 (136 amino acids)
Cellular component (GO): nucleosome
Molecular function (GO): DNA binding; protein heterodimerization activity; structural constituent of chromatin
Source: RefSeq, a predicted model, not a curated record